AAAAAUAGCAGUAAACCUAUCCUCGCGAACAGCUGUCGAGCCGACGUCUCUCCACGGUUCACUGUGGUGUGAAGCGGCCAGUGGGUAGUGCAGACGUAAUGGGUACAUAAAGCGACAGCCGUACACACUACACAUAGCGAUAGAAAGAAAUGGAUGAUGGCGAAAAAAAUAACACCAGACAAAGGAAAGGACCGAGUACCCCGGCUCCACAUUCAACAGUCACGUGAUUACAAAACACUGUCGACACCACACCUAUAGAUGUACGCCGUCACCUGGGAGCCUGCGCUCUUCUGUUCCGGUACUUCUGAGGAUACCUUAUGCUUUCCACCAUUUUAUUCUUAUCUACGAGCGACGUAAAGAUUAAAAAUAAUAAAAUUAUCGAAAUGCAUGACGACUACAUACUAGCAUAGGAUAUUCUAUGGGCAUAGGUAAGUCGUAAACAUUAAAACACAAUUAUUGAUAUAUGAAAUAGGACAUAGAUAGGUUCUAUACUUCUAUCAAUUCAUUCAAUUGACAAAUUACAAUUACGAUUGCAUAGGUAUUAGACGUACUUCAAUUUUCUGUUUUAUAUAUUUUCACAGGUAAGACAUCAACAAAAAUAAUAUUAUUUAUAUAACAUACCUAUGAAGAAGGAGGAAUAAUAUUAUUACAAGAUUUACAAGCAAAACAAUCAAUUGUGAUUUAUUUUAAUAACAUACAAUAAUGGCUCAUCACUUCAAGGAAGAAGACAUUGAUGAAUUCAGAGAAUGUUUUUAUCUAUUUGCUAGAGAAGGGGUGAUUAAUAAACUAGAUGAACUCAGUGUAAUUAUGCGAUCUCUAGGAAUGAGUCCCACAAUAACUGAAUUAAAGAAAUACUUUUCAGAAAACAAUGGUAAAUUACAUUUUCCAGAAUUUCUGAAAGUAAUGCACAAUCAUUGUCGUGUAGAAAAACUACCUAAUGAAAUUUUAGCAGCUUUUAAAGCUAAUGAUCGUCAGCACAGUGGAACUAUUCAUAGUAAACAUCUCAAACAUCUAUUGCAAGGUUGGGGAGAACAUUUAAAUAGCAAAGAAGUUGAACAAAUUUUUCGAGAAGCCAAUGUCCAUCCAAAUGGCAAAGUUAACUAUGAUGAAUUUGUAAAAAUUGCUUGUGCACCAAUUCCUGAUUAUUACUAAUUAUCACAUUUGUAAAUGUUUAUUUAUUUAUUUAGUCUUAAGAAUUGAUGUAUCCCUCCCGUUGUGGAAUGUCAUCCAUGGGCGUCACUAGAUUCAAAAAUCUGGGGUUGCAUAAAAAAUAUCUACAGAAAAUUUGUAUUCCGUUUAUUUUUUGAAAGUGAAAAUAAUUUGUCGCUCACUAAUACACGGAAUUCUUCCACAGCUCUUAAUAUUUUAAUGCAGCUAAUUUCAUGCCACUGCAAUAUUGUGAAUAUUUAAACUCAAUUUUUUUGUUUUAAAAAUACAAUUUUUUCACAGUAUAAUUAUUGUUUUGAAUAUAAUACCAACAAUUUUACCAUGAUAUUUUAGUAUGUAACAAGUCAUAACUUACAACAAGAAAACUAUUAAUUUUUAUUAAGAUUUGAGCAAUAAAUAUUCAGUAUAAUUGAUGCAUUUUUAAAAUUCAGAUAUAUUUUUUGGCGUUAUUAAACCAAUACUGUUGCUUUCACAAAAAAAAAUGUAUUGGGUAGAAAAAGUAUCCCUUGUGACGCCUACGAUGCCAUCCCUAAUAUUUUUCUAUUCACAUACAGUAAAAAUUGGUUAUAACGAGUUUCGAGGGCCAGCUAGUUUUUCUCGUUGUAAUCAUAUAUACAUUAUAACGAGAGUUUGUUGUAACCAUUCAAUCAUCACAGUAACUGGCUCGAAGUUAGUACAUAAUUCUGUAUUAAUUGCUGAUGGCUCACCUAAGAUUUUUCAAAUACCUAUGUUAUGUUUCAAAAUUAAAGAUACAAUUUAUGCAUUAAUAAAUAAGAUAUAACUAGCAGGUUGACCUAAAUGUUUAUAUACUAGGAAAAAUAUAACGAAUGGCUCGUAAUAACCGAACAUUUAUCUUGUAAUUCUAUGUAUUUUACUCGUAAUAACCAUACUUGUUGUAAACAUAUAUUUUAACAUACAAUCAUAUGGAAUCGUGCCAGGACCUAACCUUUUUGCUUGUUUUAAGCAGUACCUCGCUCUAAAUGAUGCUCGUUAUAGUGAUUUCUACUGUAUUUGUAAUAUACUUGGAUUUACUCUGCCGAGUAUUAAAAAUGUAGACAUUUGACCAUGUUUUAUGUGAAACUCUUUGUAUUUGAAUAUUAUUUAUUAAUUGUUACUAAUUUAGAAUUGUAUACAACAUUAUACCAAUUUUUAAGCAAAGGAUCUUAUGAAAAUGCACAAAGCACAUGUAUGAUUUUUGGUUUAUUUAAAAAUAAGUAAAAAAUAUAUAACUUCACUAUAAUAUGCUUUA
Molecule: messenger RNA, 2416 nt
Organism: Acyrthosiphon pisum (pea aphid)
Lineage: Eukaryota; Metazoa; Arthropoda; Insecta; Hemiptera; Aphididae
Product: calmodulin
Exons: 6
Coding region: 703-1152 (149 amino acids)
Cellular component (GO): myosin II complex
Molecular function (GO): calcium ion binding
Source: RefSeq, a predicted model, not a curated record